Messenger RNA from Parathielavia appendiculata, 407 nucleotides. RefSeq lists its product as uncharacterized. The transcript has a single exon. The coding region runs from base 117 to 353 and encodes 78 amino acids. NCBI's taxonomy places the organism in Eukaryota, Fungi, Ascomycota, Sordariomycetes, Sordariales, Chaetomiaceae. The record is from RefSeq and is a predicted model, not a curated record.
UCCAAAUCCAAUCCCCUCUGCCCACCGAGAGCUCCCUGAGCUCCGACCGCCCUGCCGUUGAGACGGCCGCGAGUAAAGGUCCGGCUGACUUCGACAUUAGGCACCUUCGCGCAACGAUGUCCAUUCUUACAGACAGCAGCCUAUUAAAGCUCGUCUUGCGGACACUAGAAACCAGAGGGCUUGCCGACGACGGAAAGUUUGACUGGGACCCCAUCACCUUUGCGUUCACCGUCCAAAUCAGCAUAUUCGCCGCUACGUUCGCCCUGAUUACCAUAUACCAGGCCAUCUUAGCCGCUGGCCCGGGCCGCCCUGGGCUGAUCUCACAAAGGAGGAAUGGAACUGGCAUGACCUGAACCGGCUAACCAUUGCCACUACACCUAUACUCAGGUCGGCGGAGAUAGUGAAUA